GCACCCCUCGGGGCGCACUGCCGGUCCGGGCGAAGGGGAAGCGCGCGGCGCGCGGCAUGGGCUGCGGACCUUCCCAGACUGCUGAGGACCAGAGACGCGUGCCGGUGCCCAGGAAGGGCUGGGAAGAGGGAUUUAAGGCUGAUGUCGGAGGGACUCAUUCCAGGGAGGACGGCAGGCCCCAGAAGGAAGCUGUGGUACCCGAGGACACUGGGAGCAGCCCCGACAGCCUGGAAAAACAGGCUCCAUUGGGAAGCUUACCUGGCACCAUACCAGAAACCUCCCCAGCUCUUAGUGAAAGAAACAGAAGAAUAAAUUCAGACCUAGUGAUGGAUGGAUCAAUCCAUAAACCCCAACCCCUAAAGACCCAAGAGCGACAGAAGUCAUCGGAUAUUCUGGAGGAAUUAAUUGUCCAAGGAAUAAUACAGAGCCACAGCAAAGUAUUUAAAAAUGGAGAAUCCUAUGAUGUCAUGGUGAACACGACGCCGCUGAGAAAGCCGCCGGCCAGGCUGAAGAAGCUUAAGAUCAAACAGGAAGCAAAGGCUUUCACAAUGAAUGACCUGGACGAGAAGAUGCGGGCAGUGGAGAGGCGCAGGAAGACUAAAGAAGAAGACAUAAGAAAAAGGCUAAGGAGUGACCGACUUCUGUCUCCGGCCAGUCACCCGGGUGCCACGGAACCCGGUGGGGCUGAGGUUCCCUUUGCCAAAGGACCCCACGAGAUGACUUCUGGCCUCUUGGAGCCAGCGCAUCUGCAGGGAGCAAAGCCCUUGAAGAGGAAGAACAGCGAUGCAGCCUCCGGUGGAAGGAACUUCAGUUGUGAAAGCCUCGGGGUGGUGGAGUCAGACCGGUCCUACAACCAAGCAGACGAUGCCUUUGAAUGAAGCCAUCUUCCGCGAAGUGCGUGAAAAGGCAGAAUUCCCCCCAGCUGGGACCAUCCUCCUCCGUGGCUGUGUGCUCUCUGGCGGCCUGACCUCACCCCCUGGGACGCGCCGUGGGUGGAGGGAUGGUUGUGUAACCUGCAGGGGCUGAGCCGAGCGGAGGAAAUGAAAUGCCAACGCUAGCAAAAGGGAAAAAACCGAGACGAUCUGACUAGCUUCCAUAUGACGCCGUUGGCAUCCUCCUCCGGUGUGGCUUCGAGCAUCGUGAAGACGUCUUGAUGAAUACUUUCCAGCCUACAUCACCCUGCCUGUGCCAGAUGAAACCCUUCUCUUUGGCUCCGGGUCCUUGGCUAUGCCCAUCCUCUGAGGGUCCCUUCAGACCAAAUGCACGGAUGUGUAUUCUGUAUUUUCAUGAUCUGUAGG
Messenger RNA from Neogale vison (American mink), 1298 nucleotides. RefSeq names its product stathmin domain containing 1 (gene STMND1). The record is from RefSeq and is a predicted model, not a curated record. NCBI's taxonomy places the organism in Eukaryota, Metazoa, Chordata, Mammalia, Carnivora, Mustelidae. Gene Ontology annotation, biological process: microtubule depolymerization; regulation of microtubule polymerization or depolymerization; neuron projection development. The coding region runs from base 57 to 878 and encodes 273 amino acids. Gene Ontology annotation, molecular function: tubulin binding. The transcript is spliced from 5 exons. Gene Ontology annotation, cellular component: cytoplasm; neuron projection.